GUCGUGAUGCCGUAUGCAGGCGCCGUGACCGCUUUUGGGUGCUCGUGACCGACGUGGGCAACGGCGCCGUCAUUGUCCGCCUGAAGCUGGCAGGCCAGGACAACGACCAGCCGCUGCCGGUGGCCUUCGCGGACAUGAUUCCCACCUUCCGCACAUCAUGGAGCAGGUGGCGGCCAACGGCGGCGCUGUGAAUCCGGCCCUGAUCAACAACAACCCCGUGAUCAACGACGAUGCCCUGAUCAACAACAACGGCGGCGAGCAGGAGGAGGAGGAAGGGGCGGCGGGCAGCAGCAGCGAGGAGGAGAGUGAGGCGGAGGAGAGCGUGGAGGAGAGCGUGGAGGAGGAGGAGGUCGCGCGGCCGGCGCCCCUGGCCCUCCCCAUGCCCGUGUCCAUGCCUGCCGCCCCCGCCCCCGCUGGCCCGGUCGCCGAGGAGCCCGUGCCCGCCGCCCCCGCCGCGGCGGGCGCCGCUGCGGGCACUGCCGCGGGCCCCGCCGCAGCAGUCUCCUGCGCCCCGGCGGCUGGUCUGGCGGAUGUGGUGGCUGGCCUGGCGGAGGUGGUGGCUGAGCUGGCGGCGCUGCGGGUGCAGGAGAGCCGUCCAACCAUGGCUCACCACGCACCCGCCACCCGCGCCCGCGCCGCUGUCGUCCCUGACUACAAUGAGAACGGCUCCGGCUGGCGCACCGUGCGGCCCGGCGCCCUCGAGGCCCACGACUCCGCCCUCGCCUAUGACGCCGACGUGUGGGCCGAGCGCCUGCUGCGGGCGCACGCGCCAAACCUGCUCAAGUGCGGCGGCGGCGUCACCUACGCGCGCGCGCUGAGCGUGCCGCGCGGCCCCCACACCAGCACGGUGUGGUGGCACCUGGGCGCUUACCAGGACGUCUCGCGCCAGGACCGCUGCUGGGUGGAGCUCAAGAACCGCGGCCAGACCGUGCUGGUCAAGCGGCCCGGCGCGAACGGCUCGGUGCCGCUGCCGGUGCGGGACGCCCUGGACAUCCAGCGGGUGGCGCGCCAGCUGUACGACUUGAUGAAGGAGGUGGCUCGCCACAACGGUGGCGUCGACAGCGACAGCGACCGUGAUGACGGAGGGCGCCGCGGCCGUGGCCUCGGCGGCGGUGGCGGCGACGGCGCUGGCGCACGCGGCGUGGACGCCGUCACCAUGGCUGAGCUCAUUGCACAGGUCAGGAGCCUGACUGCCGAGGUCGCGCAGUUGAAGACCGCCGCAUCCCAGGCGCCUGCUGCGGCGGGCGUAGCGCGCUGAGGCCCCAGCAUCGCAAGCGAGCAAGGACUGCUAGCGCCGCCACAUACGCGGCCGGCUAUGCACGGGUGGGGCCGUGCGUGGGGCUCACUUGCUGUGUGCCAAUCAGCGGGUCAAGCGUGUGACUGGCCCUGCCUAGGGCCGUGCCUCAGUAAGAGCGCUGAUGAGCUAGCUUGUGCCGCCACACGGGCACUUGCUCGGCGGGCUGACCUGCCUUGAGGAUUGAGAGGUGCUGUGAUUGCAGUUGCCCUCCUAGAAGGACAGCUAUAGUUUAAAGUGCAUCGCACCGCCAGUGAGUUGCCGGUUGAACUGCAUGCAUGCAGCAUCAGGCAGGGGAACGUGUAUGAUGGGGGAGGGUUGAGUUCGGGGAUUCUGAAGUUACUGAGUUUACAUGGCAAGUAAGGGAGGAUGUACGGAUUGUUGUAUGGUUUGCGACGAUUGCGGUGCAUGCAGAUGGGAGUGGGGGAUGGGAGAUGGGAGUGCAUGACACGCAUGCACGGCGCCGCACCGUCGUGGCCCGCCCCCCCUACUGGCACCACGUACGCACACCCGUGACCGGAACCCACUGCAACCCGUGACCUGCGAUCCCGCCGUCUCUCUGGUGCUUCAACCAGGUCAACGUGCUUAUAUAACUUACGACGCGUA
Molecule: messenger RNA, 1900 nt
Organism: Chlamydomonas reinhardtii
Lineage: Eukaryota; Viridiplantae; Chlorophyta; Chlorophyceae; Chlamydomonadales; Chlamydomonadaceae
Exons: 6
Coding region: 158-1258 (366 amino acids)
Source: RefSeq, a predicted model, not a curated record